AUGGCGGAUGACUUCCGUCUAAAGUCGAAACACCUUUUGGUCGCAGCAAUCGACUUCGGAACAACGUAUUCAAGCUGGGCGUUCUCGUUCAGAUUUGACUACGAUAGAGACCCAACGAAAGUCUCUGCAAAACAGUGGCAAGGACACGAAUCUACAAAAGGCCCUACUUGUGUCCUGAUCAAGCCCGAUGGGAAAACAUUACAUUCGUUCGCGUUUGAUGCUGAAGCCAAAUACGCAGAACUUAUUGAAGACGACAAACAUAAAGAAUGGUACUUCUUUAAAAGGUUUAAAAUGAUGUUAUGGAAACAGAAACUUAAUCGAAAUGUGUUGUUGGAAGAUGAAAAUGGUCGGAAACUAUUGGCAAGGACCGUUUUUGCGUUGGCCAUCAAGUAUCUGAAGGAAGACCUAUGGGCUGUUUCUAAUGACCGAAUAGCUAACGCAGUGCUACAAAACGAAAUACACUGGGUUUUGACAGUACCUGCCAUCUGGAACAAUGCAGCAAAACAGUUCAUGCGGGAAGCUGCCGAAGAGGCGGGAAUAGAAUCGGAUAUGCUGACUAUUGCGCUUGAGCCGGAAGCGGCUUCGCUUUUCUGUCGUCAUCUUCCGGUUGAAAAGAGUGGAAAUCAGUUCUCCCUGGCAUCUUUACGAGCUGGAAGCCAAUAUCUUGUACUUGAUGCUGGUGGAGGAACCAUCGACAUAACGGUGCACGAAGUUACAGAAUCCGGUGGCGUCAAAGAGCUGUACAAGGCCAGUGGUGGGGCUUGGGGUGGGACAAAAGUCGAUUCUUCAUUUGAAGAAUUCUUAGUUUGUUUGACAGAUAAAAGUGUCGUCAAAAAGUUCAAACAAGACCAUUUGGAUGAUUAUAUAGAACUCUUAAGACGGUUUGAGGUUAAAAAGAGAGACAUUGAACCCGACAAAGAUACAAAAGUCGUCAUGAGCAUUCCACUUGCCUUUUUUACAACUGUUAAGAAGCAAUUGCACAAAGACUUAACUAAGGCGGUCAAAAAGUCAUCCUAUUCGAAUUCGGUGACCUUAUCUGGAGAUAAAUUGAAAAUCGACCCAGCUGUUGCUCAAAGUUUUUUUAAAGAAUCCAUCGAAAGCACGAUAGAACAUGUGAAAGAUGUUUUGCAAAAACGAGAAAACAGUGGCGUGGAAGCAAUAUUGAUGGUUGGCGGGUUUUCUGAGUCGAAAAUGCUAAACAAGGCAUUCAAACUAACGUUUCCCACAUUAAAGAUGAUCGUCCCUGAUGAAGCUGGUCUGGCAGUUCUCAAGGGAGCCGUGUUGUUUGGACAUGAGCCAAAAGAUAUUUUCGAGAGAAUAAGCAAAUUUACAUAUGGCAUUGCAAUGGAUCCUUGUUUUGACUCUAGCAAGCACCCAGAAUCAGCGAAGCGCGCUUUUAUUAACGGUGUUGAUAUAUGUAAGAGCUUCUUUGAUAAGCAUGUAAUAGCCGGACAGUCGUUGAAAGUCGGAGAGGCCCAGUCGGAACAAACAUACGUCACAAGACCAAACCACAGGUCAACUGUGCUAAUUGAGGUAUUCGCAACAGAAAGUCAAUCUCCUGUACUAGUUACUGAUCCUGGAUGCCGAAGGGUUGGGCAAUGCAACAUUCCAAUGGCUGGCACAGGUGCUGGACGUAAGGUAUUAGUAAGAAUGAUAUUUGGUGGCACGGAAAUAGAUGUCGAGUGUACCGAGAAAGCCACUGGCAAAGUAUCGCAUAUCACUAUUGACUUUUUGUCGUAG
Molecule: messenger RNA, 1740 nt
Organism: Mya arenaria
Lineage: Eukaryota; Metazoa; Mollusca; Bivalvia; Myida; Myidae
Product: heat shock 70 kDa protein 12A-like
Exons: 9
Coding region: 1-1740 (579 amino acids)
Molecular function (GO): ATP-dependent protein folding chaperone; ATP binding
Source: RefSeq, a predicted model, not a curated record